Molecule: messenger RNA, 2295 nt
Organism: Malania oleifera
Lineage: Eukaryota; Viridiplantae; Streptophyta; Magnoliopsida; Santalales; Ximeniaceae
Product: peptide-N4-(N-acetyl-beta-glucosaminyl)asparagine amidase A
Exons: 1
Coding region: 759-2096 (445 amino acids)
Cellular component (GO): vacuole
Source: RefSeq, a predicted model, not a curated record
AAGGUGAAGGAGAGUGGGAGAGAGGACAUCAGGAGAAGCGGAGCGCCUUUGUUUUGCCAUGACAUCAUUUUUUAUUCUUUCAUCAGGUUCUACAGUUUUUUUUUUUUUUUUUUAACAUUUUCGUAUUUUUGCCCAUUCCCUUAAUAUAUAUGUUUUUUUAUUUUAUUUUUUAAAUAUUUCCGUAAUCCCACUAUAUUUAUGUUUUUUGUUUUUGUUUUUUAAUAUUUCCGUAAAAAAACUCGAGACAUUCUAUCAGUUGGGAAAAUCGAGCAAAUCCACUCUCGGAAAAUGUGCAUUUUCCUCCGUCUCCUAUUCUUCUUCUUCUUCCUCACGGUCUCUUCUUCGACUCCCAACCUCCCAGUCGUUUCUUCAAAUCCUCAUUGUCGUCCUCUGUUCUCCACAAAUCAACAAAAGAAUACUUCGAACUCACCCCACCGUUGCCGUCCGACAGCCUGAAGCCAUCGUGCACCGUCCGCGUGCUCCGCCAUGACUUCGGCGACACGUAUGGAUCACCUCCCGUCUUCGUCCCUUACCGCCCGCCGUCCGAUUGCCGUGCCCCCUGGUCCUACGUCGUCCUCGAGCUCCACGUCACGUGCCGCGGCGAGCAGUAUGACCGAAUCGCCGCCGUCUGGCUUGGCGGCGUCGAAAUCUUCCGCACUAGCACCGCCGAGCCGACGAAAUCUGGGAUCCUCUGGAAGGUUCGGAAGGACGUCACCAGGUACUCCUCCCUCCUCGCGCUCUCCAACCUCACUCUCACCAUGAUGCUUGAAAACGUCGUCAACGACGUCUUCACCGGCGUUUACCGCGUCAAGCUCUCUCUCUUGUACUACGAUGACGGAAUUAGGGUUCCUUUAACUCUUGCGCAACCAAAGAUGAAUCGGAAAUUAGGCAUACUCGAUGACGAAUCUGUGCUUGAAUCUGAGAGAUCAGCCAACAAUUCACAGAAGAAUGGUGCCCUUUCGUUCGAUGCACCGGCUGAUUUAGUAAUACCAAUUGCCGAUGAUGGAGAUAAAGGGUUUUGGUUCCGAAUACAGAGCGACUCCGACAUACAUUCGAAGAAAAUUCGGAUUCCUCCGAACACUCGUCGUGCUGUCCUUGAACUGUGCUUGUCAUUCCACGGAGACGACGAGUUUUGGUACUCAAACCCGCCGGAUGCAUACAUUAUACUGAAUAAUUUAAGCACAAGGCGCGGUCACGGAGCUUUCCGGGAAGUUUAUGUGGCAAUCGACGGGAACUUUGUGGCUUCAGAGAUCCCAUUUCCGGUUAUAUUCACAGGGGGAAUCAACCCGCUUUUCUGGGAGCCGGCAGUUGCGAUAGGUGCCUUCAAUCUUCCUUCCUACGAUGUCGAAUUGACGCCAUUUCUAGGGCUUCUGUUGGACGGGAAGCAUCAUGAUUUCCAGCUGGGGGUAUCAGAGGCUGUUUCAUUUUGGCUUCUCGGUGCAAACUUGCACCUCUGGUUGGAUCCACACCUUAUGAAAGUAGAAGCAAAAUCUGUUGUUUACCAAGCUCCAACUCUAUCAGUAGAACGCCAAUCGGAAUUCAAGAUGCUCGAUGGAUCGUUCGAGAUCGAAGGGGAAAGGAAGACGAGGGUUGCAGGGUGGGUGAACUCGGGAGACGGCAACUUGACCACUCACAUGUCCCGGAGAAUCAAGUUCAAGAGCUCCAUAAGUUUCCAGAAGAAUGGAACUUCAAAAUUGGUGAAACAGAAGAUCAAGGUGAAGACAGAUGUGAGGGUGUUAUCCCAUACGGGAGGUUUGAUCUCCAGAUCAUCCGUUAAGAGGAAGUACCCACUCAACAUCAUCACUUCAACUCUACCAGGAAAAGAUAAGGAUACUUAUCUUAUAAUGACCAAUGUUUCCCAUGCGCUGAAAGAAAAAUUGCGUACAAGGGGAGAUCAGUUAAGCUCGGUGUCGAACAGCCAGGUUUCGGGGGGAUGGAUGGUGGUCAAGGAUCACUCGGUGAGCUCCGGCGCGGCGGACACGCAGCAAGCUUUGAGCCACAGGAAAGGACGUAGCUGCUAUUCGCGGACUAUUGCAGCAGCCAACGGGAAGGUCCUCACUGACCAAUCCUCGGAUGCUUGUGAAGCUUCCUGGUAAUCUCAUUGCGUUGGCAUUUUCUCCAUUGCAAGAGUCUCUUUAGCGACUGUUCCGACUUUUUGGUUUGCAUCUUUAUUUUAAUGUCAUCUCGUGGUGCUGUCUUUGCUCUAGGACUAGUAAAAGAGAAACUAGCAGAUGAGCCUGUAAAUAUAUUGCUUGUUUGCACGCUAGUCUCUGUAAUAAAAGUAAUUCUGAAGCA